GGCAGCAGCGGCGGCGGGUGUCAUGGCGGCGGCCCUUCCCGGUGAGCGGCGGGAAAAAUAAAAUACAAGAGGUCUCGGGUUGGUUCAGCGGGGACCGAAUUCCCGGAGGGGGGGAAGGAGGAAGGAGGGAGCUGGACCCGGCCCGAGGCCAUGGCGGAGAGCGCCCGGGAGCCGAGCUGCGGGUGCAAAGGCAUCCGCUCGUGCCUGACGUGUGAGGAGAGCGGGUCGCCCAAGCUCCAAGUCCGGAAAAAGUACCAACUCACUUACGAUCGUAGGUCAGGUUUCGCAGUGGGGGGUGAAUUCUGUGGAUUUAGUAAAUGGGCUUUACCGUUCCCUGGUGUGUAUUUAUUGGACAAUUUUGUCAGUGAGGAGGAGGAGACCCAACUGGUGGACAUGAUGGAUAGAGAUGAGUGGAAAUCUUCACAAUCUGGGCGAAAGAAACAGGAUUAUGGUCCAAAGGUGAAUUUUAAGAAACGCAAGCUGAAAACUGGGUGUUUCAAUGGCCUGCCGAGCUUCAGCCAUCAGCUUGUGAACCGAAUGCUAAAGUGCCCGGUGCUGAAGGACUUCCUUCCUGUAGAACAGUGUAACCUGGAUUAUAGGCCAGAGCGAGGUUCCUCCAUUGACCCACACUUUGACGACUGGUGGCUGUGGGGAGAACGCCUGGUCAGCGUGAAUCUACUGGCUGACACCACGUUAUCAAUGUCGCGCGACUCGGACAACUACAUCCAGCUGCAUCCAUCUGGACAGAUGUGCAACACACAGUCACCUGCUCCAGUAACUGACCAGUCAGAGAGAACUUUCCAUUUUAAUGGGGAUAAUCUUCCAGUUCACUGUACAGGUGACUGCAGAGUGGAAAGGACAAGUGAAGCAGGGCAAAGGCUAACUUGUUAUAGUGAUGUGGAGGUGGCCAUCCACGUGCCGAGGAGAUCUUUGGUUGUGUUGUAUGGGGAGGCACGUUAUAAAUGGAAACAUGCCAUUCAUAGAGAAAGUAUCAAGUCAAGACGAAUAUGUAGCACGUUCAGGGAGCUAUCAGAAGAAUUCAGUCAAGGAGGAAAGCAGGAAGCAUUGGGGAAACAAUUCUUGGAUAUAGCUUUGAGCUUUCAGGGUAAUCCUGUGUAAAACUCCGAAGUCUCAAGCACAUUUGAUUUCUUUUAUAAAGCUAACUAUCUUUGCGAGACAUAAGGGAUUGUUUUUUCAAAUUAUUCAUAUUUUGUCAACCUUUCCUCCUCCAGUCCUUAUUGUUUUUGCGGUUUUGCCCCAAAGUAUACAGUCAAUUCACUUUACAGUAUAUUCUGUGAAGUGCUU
Messenger RNA from Callorhinchus milii (elephant shark), 1305 nucleotides. It is a transcript of the gene alkbh4, whose product is annotated as alkB homolog 4, lysine demthylase. Bases 151 to 1119 code for a protein of 322 amino acids. Lineage: Eukaryota; Metazoa; Chordata; Chondrichthyes; Chimaeriformes; Callorhinchidae. The transcript has 3 exons. The record is from RefSeq and is a predicted model, not a curated record. Gene Ontology annotation, molecular function: oxidoreductase activity; demethylase activity; actin binding. Gene Ontology annotation, biological process: protein demethylation; actomyosin structure organization; oxidative demethylation. Gene Ontology annotation, cellular component: contractile ring; midbody.